AAUCAAUUUGGUUUGGAAACCAAGUUAUCCAUGAUUUAAAACGUUGUCAAGUGCUGAUCUGUUUUGGCUCAAAAAACCAUCAAAAUUUCAGUUACCCAAGUCGCAAAAUUUAUAAAAAGUGAAAAAAUGCCCAAUUACCUUCCUCCCUCAAAUUUAAGCACCUCCGACAGCAUGGAAUCCACUGAACCACCAUACCCCACUGUCGAAAUCGUGAGACCACCUCCACAAGUUACCGGGGAAGCUCCGGACCACCGGAACAUCCUGCAGGAGAUGACCUUUCAUAGGAUUCAUUCACGGCUACUGGAGAUUGAUUGCAAAAUGAGCCGUCUGGAGUCGAAGUUUUACGAAAGUUUCUCCCGCCUGGAAUCCAGCGUGGCCAAGUGCCACCAAACCAUCGAGCUCGUUAACGAAUCGUUGGGGAGGCUGGGGAGAAACGGAACGUUAUAUGGUUCUGCUGAACCGCCGCCCCCUCGUGAAAUGGUGCUGAACUUGAAAUUCGGACGCAAGGAGCACAAGCAAUUGAUUCACACGAUCCACCAAGCGACGAAUCCUGGGGGGACAAGUUCCCUAUCGGAACAGGUCAUGAGUAAUCCUUCGUCUUCCUAUAAUGGAUGCGUCAUAGCGCGCAAACAAAGCGGGCUUCUCACUCGAAUCAAGAAUCAGGUUAGAAGUGCUUUCAGCGUCCCUUGCAUUGUAACACCCACGUUUGUGGUGUACCCCCCACCUGCGACCCCAACACCCCUUACAUCAGGCUCAACCAUGGGUACCAUGGUGACACAAGGACCCAUCAAUAACCAAGCAAGCCAUUUUGGAUCAUAAUUUUCUGAAAAACUGUCCAAAUCGGAAGCAAAAUUUCAAGUUGUCAGAAAUUCAAGAACUAAAAAAUUAAAAUCCAAUAAAAAUGUCUGUGGAAGAAAUCUACAUAAAUCGAAAUGUAAAUUCUUGUGAAUCCGAAUUGCAAAUUAGCGAAGUGAUUGAUCCCAAAAAGAUUGUGCCACUAACGGAAGCACUUCUUCACGAGAGGCAUUGCAACCUUUCGGCGGACGUUCAAGAACUGAUGAAGUCCUUCGAGCAACGCUUGCAAGACGUGGAAGCGAAGGUCGAACGCCUGCACGAUAUCUGCGAAGAAUGCACCCAAAGCGUCCAGGUGGAAUGCGGCUCCGAGUUGGCAAGUGUGGUAAGCUCCAUCCUGCCCUCGGAAACGGAAGAAGCCCAGGAGCGUCAGAUCCUGAAGUACAUCGUCAAAGAGGAAGGAUCAAAGGAUAUGACCAUGGUACCUACGGAAUCCCUGACGGAACUCUACGAUCGCAUGAUGGCCGAAAAAAAAGUUCGAGAAGCCAACUUUCGACGGAUGCGCCGUAACCAACAGUUUCGGGAUUUACUGCUGAACGGGGUCAUCGUUGAUCCGAGUAGCUGCAAGCGACUCCGGGAGGAACUUCCAUCGAGUUGUUCGAAGGGCGCGCCUGAGGAGGAGAAGAUCUGCAAGUUCAAAUGAGAAACGCGCUCACUUCUUAACCAAAGGACGCAUUCCUGACAAAUCACGCGCUAGCAAUAAAACCUAUUUGGUUCAAUCACAUA
Molecule: messenger RNA, 1578 nt
Organism: Aedes albopictus (Asian tiger mosquito)
Lineage: Eukaryota; Metazoa; Arthropoda; Insecta; Diptera; Culicidae
Exons: 3
Coding region: 902-1495 (197 amino acids)
Source: RefSeq, a predicted model, not a curated record